This is a messenger RNA of Durusdinium trenchii, 351 nucleotides long. The record is from the annotation of a GenBank genome assembly. Lineage: Eukaryota; Dinophyceae; Suessiales; Symbiodiniaceae.
AUGUGUCAGACUGCCGCUUGGAGAGAGGUGGAGGAGGCGUUUGAGUCUUCUCUUGGAGCUGACUUCAUCCUGGAGCGGGAGAGUUGUGUGGAGAUCCUUCGAUGGAUCGGAGGCACACUGCAGGAGGCCAACCUUUUGCUGAAGGAGCACGACCAGCAAGGACAGCAACACCUCCGCGUGCGUGACUUCUUGAAUUUGCUCACAGGGCGGAAGCCCGCCCCUGUGCAGAGCGAGGAUAUCACUUCCCGUUCCAACUCUGAGCCCCACGAUGGUACAAUCCAAUACAACUCAAUACAUUGCCAGCAAAUAUACAAUCAAUACUCACUGGGUCCCGGGUUUCACGACACUUAA